Molecule: messenger RNA, 2545 nt
Organism: Bombus pascuorum
Lineage: Eukaryota; Metazoa; Arthropoda; Insecta; Hymenoptera; Apidae
Exons: 7
Coding region: 180-2348 (722 amino acids)
Source: RefSeq, a predicted model, not a curated record
UGUAUCAGGUUUCAGAACAUAUUGUAUAUCGAUUUGUUUCCUUGGUAACGGUUUGUACCAGGCGCACUUCGCUUUGGUCGAACUGCCACAAAAUCUACAAGUAAAGUCAGUAAGGUCCAAUCAGACCAGAGAAGUCGGUGGACCUGCAAGAAAACAGAAAAAAUUAAAAAAAAGGAAAAAUGUUGCACUCGAAGGCAACAGCUGCUCUGUUGAGGUUGAAGGAGAUGGACAAGAAGUAUAAUAUAAAACGUAACGAGGGCACGAGAGUUCAGAGUAACGUCAGCACUGAAAGUUCUCUGGAAAGUUCAUCUAGAAGUUUGCAAGUCAAAUCUAAGACCUUGAAUGACAAAGAUAGUUCAGCUUUAUCAACACCUAAUGCAGAGAUGGAAUUUAGAUUCAAGGCAUUUUCUAAAUCCAAGAUGGAGAUUAAGAUUCCACUCAACAAUAUAAAAGAUGAUGAAUCCUCAAUCAGUGACAGUGUGACCUUGAAUAAGCCUUCAAAGGCAUCCCCUAAAACGAGAUCCAUAAUCGAAAGUAUUGAAAUAGAAGAAGAAAGUAAAGAUUCAAGGUUGAAAGAAUUUCCUGAGAGUCUCUCAAACCUGGAUACGAAUUCCAAAGAUAAGGUUAAAAUUCCCACGAUAGGAUCUCAGAAUUCCCCAAGGAACAAUGAUAAUUCUUCUAUCGCUACAGCAUUUUCUAGGCGUUCAGAUGUUUCUGAAACAAUUUCAGAAGCAGUUAAAUCCGUGAACGAGACUUCCUCUAAAAAAAGCGAUGAAAAAUCGUACGAACCAGAAGUGGCGAUGGCUGAGGACAAUGUCCCGUUAUCGAAUAGCGAUAAUAAAGAAACGACGAUAGAAGAAGUUAUCAGGCUAAUCGAAGAAAAAAGCGAAAUCACCUCCGAACAAUCAAACACGAUGAACAAGGACAUUUCCAUGGAGAAGAUUUCCUUCAAAGAAGAACAGAAGACUAGAUACGAAGAUGACACUUUCGAAGAAGCUUCUAGUUCUAUUGAAUCAUCCAGUUCUGUUGAACAGAAGCUGGAGAAGAGCUCGGUAGAGGAUACUGUAAUUUCUGGGGUGAAACAUAUUAAGAUUACUCCACACAGGCAGACAGAGAAUGUUCAGAAGACGGUGAUCGACGAAGACAGAGACAAAGAAAUCGUGGAGUUGAUCGCGCCAAAAAUAAUGCACAGUACCAGCGAGUGUGAAAUUGGCCUCGACGAGGAGUUAUCGAAUUACGUGAAGAGAACGGAGAACAUGGACGAAGCAGGACCGAUCAAUCUUCUGAAGCUACCUAAACAAGUAACUCCAACGCGGAGGCACGUUCGUCGAAAAAAGUACCGGAAGUUGCCCAAUGAAAACACAGAGGAGAAAACUGACUCGACUUCUGAACACGAAAGAUUAACAGAACGUAAGGAAAACAGUCAAGAGUCCAUGACAUCCAUAAAAAGUGAAAAGGAUCCGAAGGAAACUUCCUUACCGACCGAGUACGGCAGAGAAGAAUUUAUUAACAGAAUAGAAACUGGAAAGUCAAGAACUGAGAUAGAAGAUGGCAGUUCGAAAACGAAUUUCAGUGAAGAGAAACUUCUAAGAGAGACUCCAAAACAGUCUGAUGUUACCUGUACUUUAAGAAAAUUGAAUAAAGAUGCAAUUAAUGCCAUAGUUAGGAGAAGUAGGGUUCAAACACCAGUAGAAGAUUUAAGUAGCCUAAAUAAACCUAGACCUUGUAAAAAUUGUGGAACUAUAGCGAAGCUUCCAGUUGUAGACGCUGUAGAUUAUGACAGUGACGCUUCAUCUCUAGAAAAAUUUAAGACGGGCAAGGAGACUAAUUGUGAUCAAAGAGUUAAACAGAAGAAGACUAAAUGUAAGAAAGUUUCAAGGUCGUCGAAGAAUCGAAAAUCACCAAAUUGUAACAAAGUAGAGGGGAAGCACUCGAGAUUUGAAUGCAGACAAAUGCAUAAUCUGCGGAAGCACGCAGCAAUACUCAGGUUGCAACAGGAACGCGAGGACAUUCGUAAUUACUUGCUGGAGCUGGAAGGCACGCGAUUAGAAUUUGGUCCAGGCAUGACGUCGUCUAAAUUAUCCAUCUUUAAACCGCUUGAAUUUCCAAAAAUCGCAGCAUUUGUAAAACCUGACGAGGAGGAUUCAAUAUUUAAAGCUAAAGGUGGGCUUGCCGAAUUACAGAAAAGAAUACUGAUGAUAAAGCAGUGCCUAAAGGAUCAAUACAUUCUUUACAGGGAUUACAGUAGUUUAGCACAAACAGUGAACUCAAAAUAUAUUCCUGCCAGCCUGGAGGAUGCAAAGAGGACGAUUCGCCAGUUACAGAGAGCAACGAUUAAGAGCAGGUGACCGGUCGUUUCUACGAACCUCAUGACAAGAACCGACCAGGCACGUGCAACGUGAUUCUUCUACCGUGCCAAAGUGUACGGUGUUGUUCCGCGCAGUACUGUGUACUGUGCAUUAUACUUCCUCUGUGAUGGUUGUGCGUCGACUUUUGCUUCGUAUUAUUGUACCAGUUUUGUGAAAUAAAUUUGUCCUGGAAGUGA